AUGACUGGCUCUGAGCUUAAUUGUGCCUACGUGCGCAAGAGAGACCAGGAGGCCGAUGCUGACGGCCUGGUGGAGGAGAUUGGCUUCCAGAACACCGUAGGGGGGGAGGAAAUGAGAGUCACCGAAGCCCGCAUCUCAGACACCUCAGUCAUCACCAAACUGGAUAACAGCCGGGACCUGAACAUGGGCUGCACUGUGACUGAGAUCUAGGCUGACUCUGAUGACAUUGCUAGACACAGCCGGGCUGGGGCUGAGUCCUGGUGCUGCAGCAAGUGCGAGAAGGUACAGGCGACCGUGCAGAAACACACGCAGGGCCUGCGACACAGCAAGGAGGAGCUGAACAGGCUUAACCAGGCCAUCCAGCGGCUGACUGCGGAGGUGAACAGUGCUAAGAGUCAGCCCUGUGAACUAGACAGAGCCAGGGAGCCACGAGCUCUGCAGAAGGAGAGUGCCUCAGAUAGUGCCCAGGGCAAGCUGGCCUGGCUGGAGGCCGCCCUGCAGCGAGCCAAGCAGGACAUGGCCCGGCAGCUGCGGGAGUACCAGGAGCUCAUGAUCGUGAAGCUGGGCCUGGACUUCGAGAUCGCCACCUACCGCAAGCUGCUGGAGGACGAGGAGAGCAGGCUUGGUCUGGGAUUUGGGGCAGGAAGCUUCACCCUGGGCAGCGGGCUGGGCUCAGCCUCUGGCCCCGCCAACCUGCUGCCUCCCCGAGCGGGCUCCGGCGCCCUGGACACGAGCGCCCCUGGCGGCGGCUGCGCGCUCUGCGGCUCCCCCGGAUGCUUCCGGGGCUUUGGCUGCAGUGGUGCCCGCAGAUGUUGAACCUUCCUGCCAUGCUCUGGAGAAAAAGAACCCUAGCUUCUGCCCCAAGGACUUGACCCUCUGUCUCAGACGCCCCCUCCCACGGAGCUAGCCGUCACCUCAUCUUUCCCUCUUGCCUGCCCCCACCCCGGAGCGUAAAGUCUUGGAAUCUAGUUUACCGGACGGUGACUGCCCGGUUUCCAGGGUGAAGAUAGCCCGGAUGCUGAGCCACUGAGGAGGCCGUGUGGCUUACCUGGACCCAGCACCCUGUCCCUCUGACCUGCCCCCACCCCUUCACUCUUAUUUUCCUAGGACUCCUCCUUUGCAAUAAAAGUUCUUCAGUGGACUGAG
Molecule: messenger RNA, 1146 nt
Organism: Lynx canadensis (Canada lynx)
Lineage: Eukaryota; Metazoa; Chordata; Mammalia; Carnivora; Felidae
Product: keratin, type II microfibrillar, component 7C-like
Exons: 7
Biological process (GO): keratinization; intermediate filament organization
Cellular component (GO): keratin filament
Molecular function (GO): structural constituent of skin epidermis
Source: RefSeq, a predicted model, not a curated record